UAUCGAGUAUUUACUUGGAUUUACUUGUAUCGAUUCAUCCCUAUAUAUUGUUAAGUAUUUUUAUCAUAAAUAUUAUAAUGUGUGGAAUUGCUUGUGGUAUUAAUUGUGAGAUUAAAACAAAUGAAAAACUUUUAAAGUUUUUGAAACGAAGGGGACCAAACUUUUUUUCUUGUCUCAAGAUUAAGGUAGAAAAUAUAUUUUUGGAAUUUGGUAGUUCAGUUCUUUGGCAGCAAGGUGAUAAUUUGUGUUCACAACCUGUUCGACAAGGAAACUUCCUCAUACUUUUUAAUGGGGAUAUUUUUAACAUUCCUGAUAAGCAAAGUGCCGAAUCUGAUACCGAAUGGUUAGCAAAGAAAAUAUCGGGGUGUACAAACGAGACGGAUGUAUGCCAUUUGAUCCAGUCUUUGCAGGGGCCAUUUAGUCUAAUAAUUUUCCAUAUAUAUUCCCGUUCUCUGUAUAUAUGUAGAGAUUAUCUGGGCCGCAACUCUCUAAUUAUUGAAAAGGAGGCUGAAUUGUUUCGUUUUUCAAGUACUUCAUGUAACUACAAUAGCAGAAAAUGCGCACUGGAGCUGCCGCCUCUGGGAUUAUAUGUGUUCGAUCCUAUUUUUCCAACUGUGUGGAAAUUGUUUCCUUGGAAACAAACAACUGACGCCUUAUCUAUAGAAAUAAAGACUCUGAAUAAUAUAUUUGGGCUAACUAUAUCGGUUGAAGAGCAUAUGAAACCAGAUUGGCUAAAGGUCCAAUUAGGCUUGAGGAAAUCUUUCGAUUUGUAUGCAUUGUGUAGAAGCCUGGCGUCCUCCUGUGAUUUGUUUGAGGCUUUGUUGGAGAAUCAAGAUUUAUUACUUGAACUGGAACAUUUUUCAUUUCUUAUCGAAGAAUCUGUGAAAAAUCGUGUAAGACAAACUACGCCUUAUUGUAUCAAUUGCUUACAUGAUCGGAGAAACUGCAACCAUGCCAAAAUCGCUAUCCUCUUUUCCGGAGGCAUCGACUGUUCGAUUCUAGCCGCUUUAUCAAAUAAAUAUGUCAAAGAAAAUGAUCCCAUUGAUCUAAUUAAUGUAGCAUUUGAAAAGUUAGAUAGUACAGGACGUAUAAGCUGGGACGUGCCUGAUAGAUUGUCUGCUAAAUCUUCUCUCAUGGAGCUAAAAAACAUAUAUCCACGACGGAGGUGGAACUACGUGGAAGUUAACGUACGGCGAGAAGAGCUUCAUGAUAAUUUACGAAAUCAUAUUAAACAUCUUUUAUACCCAUUAAAUACGGUUUUAGACGAAUCUAUUGGUUGCGCAUUUUGGUUUGCUUCCCGCGGCAAAGGUAUAUGCUCAGGAAAGGAAUAUAUCUCAACUGCAAGAAUUCGCAAUCAGCACAAACAAGUCUAUCAACAACAACUUUACAUUUUAGGAAACGAAAUCAGUGUUGCCCUGUGUAAUCUGAGAUUUGCCUGUGUAAACGGGCAGGGAUAGAAUUCCACAAACGUAUAUCGUUGACGAAAAACAGUCUCUCUGCUGCUAACUUACUAAAGUGAGGGACAAUUAGAUGUGUUACCCGUGUAGACCUAGUAAAUAUUAACUUAUUAAAAAGGUACCCUGGAGAUUCCAUAACAACCAGUCUAUAUAGAAAGUAGGGAUGUUGCGGAUGCGAA
Rhagoletis zephyria (snowberry fruit fly) is the source of this 1636-nucleotide messenger RNA. Its product is annotated as asparagine synthetase domain-containing protein CG17486-like. The record is from RefSeq and is a predicted model, not a curated record. Lineage: Eukaryota; Metazoa; Arthropoda; Insecta; Diptera; Tephritidae.